GCAUGCUUUGGACCAGGCUUCUGAUUGUGGGUUGGGAACAGCCCAUACGCCUGGAUACAUCACUGUAGCUCAAAGCGGCCUCCACCAUACCCAGUGCCCGGAGACGUUGUUCAUGUGAUAGACGCGGCAUGAUGCUGUUCACUGGACUAACAAUGGUGGCCUUUUUUGGGCCUUUAUAUAGGCCUUCAAACCCAUUCUCACAUUGUGCAGAUACUCACUGAGUAUUGCUUGGUGUGUAUUUGGUUCACUUUUGCAAAGUGACCAACCCAUGUGCAAUGAAUCAUGACAAAAUGACAACUCAUCAUUAUCUCAACUACCAGGGCACUCGAUCAUCAGUAAAUCCACAAUGAAUCAUUACAACCCCCCUACAAGUAGAAUUCUGCCUACAGUUCUACCUCAGAGUUUCUAUGGACUGUCAGUAUAUUUAUUAAUAACUGAUAAACUAUAAACCUGUGGAUGUUGGGGGACAAACAGCAGCUCUAGAUGUAGAAUGUAGGCUCAUGUAUUUUAGUCAUGUUAAUAAUAAAACUGUAAACCAUCCAUCCUGUUUAGGAGCUAUAUUCAGAUAAAACACAUGCUCCUAGAAACAGUCCUGCAUUAUGAGGUGUCCUCCUGAAGGUUUAAUACUUUUCAGUGAUCAGUUUGUUAAAUGUUUUUUUGGAUCCACUGAUAGAACUGAGAAUGAGACGGUUCAGUUCAAACUACAGCUGUCAUCAGUUCAGACUUGCAAACUCGGCGCUGAGAAACAGAGAUGAGCUGCAUGUUGAGACAGGAAGGAUCUGAUCUUCAUGAUGUUGUGAGUUAAAGACAUAAAUAUCUGAAGUGAAAGACAACAUCAUAGUUUAGCAAUAAGUAACUUUAAAAAUACAUGUAAACAGAUAAAGUCAGCUAAAAGUAAAUACCUAAAAAAUAGCAGAAUAAGCAGUUAUAAAUCUUUAAAUAUUGCAGUAAAUGAUCAGUUGAAGGCAGUUUAAUAAAUGAUGGAUUACUUUAUAAUUAAAUAUCAAUGAAUUGUUGUAAAUAGGUCUGUUUUAAAUAGUUAAUAUCUGUAAAGCUGAUGGAUAAACGGUUGAAGUGGUUGUGGAGGGAAAUGUGAAGAAAACACGUCUGAAAGCUCCAAGUUCUGGCUGUAAGAGCAGAUCAUGGAAAUUCAACCUGAUCUAAACAAAGAAAUACUAGAAAAUACAGGAUGAGCUGCUAAAAAGUUCACUUUCUGAUGGUUUGAUUUACAGAAAGUUUCCAGAAUGAAUCAAAGUCACACAAAGACUAAAACUUAGUGUUUGGAUCAAACUAAAAGGUUUUCUUGCCUCCUUUAACUCAGUCUCCUGUGAACGUUCCACCUCCAGUAGAAGAACAGACCUGAGCUGUCAGAAAUCCUCUGUAAGCAUCAGCAGCAUUUAAAAACUAAACCCAGCUAAGAAAUAUCAGCUUCAAUAAGUCACAUAAAGUUCACUGCAGAUCACUGAUCAAGACUUUAUGGAGCAGUUUGAAACCAAAUCUGUUUAUUAAUGAAUAAACUACAGGUUUCCAUCCAUUAUUUACUAUUUAAAUACCACAAACCCCAAAGCUUUUAACCUCUAACUGGUCAAUAAAGCAUCCAUAAAUAAAUGAUCAACAUGAAUAAAACCAGGAUUAAAGCAGUCCUAGUUACAGCCAGUAAAUCUCUGAUAAAGACGACUUUUAAUAAGGGAAAUAUGUGAGAAACUAAACUCCAAAUGAAAAAAAUAGACAGGAAAUGUUUUUAUUUUAUGUAUUGUUGGCUUUUAAAGCCUCAAAUGUUGAAGAUGAUUGAUUUCAGAGCCUCAGUUCUCACAGAUCUAUAAAUAAGAACAUGACAAAGUUCUAACACUGCAGACAGAAUGAAGACAGACAAUAUAAAAUAGAAGAAAAACAGACAUUUAAUAAAUGUGUGAACAAUCUGUAAUCACUGAUAAUGGAUGAUGAUGACAAGACUGAAUCCUGGUGACAGAAAUGUGGUUUGUUUUGUCUUUUUUUGGUCAUUUUCAUCACUUUCUGCUCAUUUUACAAUCAUUCAGUCUCUGUGAUCAUUAUUUCUAGAAGCUCUUAUAAAUCAAUAACAAGGAAAUAAACCGUCUACAAACUGCAAUAAAGUUCUUUGAUCAGAUUUUAUUGCACCUCUGAGGCUGUGAGGAGUAAAGCUUCAUCCUUCAUGUUCAGCUGCAGGAAACCCCUCAGACAGCUGGAGUUAGCUGUAGUCAUGUGACUUCAAGGAAACAGAGAAGGAGCAGAACAGAAUGAGGAAAUGAACAGUUCAGACUCCAUUUUACAGCCAACAGAGGAGGACAACAAGGUGAGUGUUAGUUUAACGUUAUUCUUCUUCUGCUGUCAGAAAACUAUUUAUGGUCUGAGCAGCACAGAGCGCUGCCAGAACCUUCUAGGAAUGCAGAGAACAUAGCUGAGCAGCAGAAUGGGCAGCAGUGACGUGCGGUCAGGUGAGACACGGCCUCACCUGUCAUCAUGACAAAAAAAAAGAAAAAAGAAAGUGUACAUAAAUAAAUAUUAAUAUUUUCCACUGUUCUGUGUUAAAAAUGCAUUUGCAGUAUGACUACACAUUUCUGACGUUUUAUUGAGUAAAAUUGCCGAAUUUGAGUUUUCCCGAUCAAAUCUAGGGCAGAAACCCCGGGUGAGGCAGGGCCGAUCUGUGGCUCACGUCUGACUGUAUGAUCCAGUACAAAGUGGGCUGCAUGACGCGGGCCCGUUUCUGUUCCUCAGCAUAUCGCCAAUAUGAACUUGACAGAAAUAUUCGUUACACACCAUGACUUUCUGCAGUCUGUGUAAUGUCUUUUAUGUAUGUGUGAGAGAACUAUUCCUGCUGAUCGCACAAUAAAGUGCAGAGAAAAGUCAGCAGGUGAGGCAGGCAGUACUCUGCCUCAACUCAAGGGGGCGUACGCAAACUGGCAGGGGCUUUCUCGCUGCGGUGCUGGCUUCAACAGAGGAAAUCCAAAGUCGGCGUCAAGCUAAAGCCAAUUGACUGAAGUCCACAAGAUGAGUGAUUCUAAGGAGGAGGAGGAGUUUCCAUCCUCCAGCUAUCUGUCCAUGAAGAGUGACCGGUCCAAAGAAGAACCUCCAGACUUCAGUGAAGAACCUGAACCCUCAGAUACAAAAGUGAUGGAGAGGAGGGGAGUUUGUGUGGAGGAGCAGCCGUCCUGCUGUGCUCGGUGUCAGGACGUCCUGAAGGAUCCAGUCUCUAGCAGCUGUGGACACUGGUUCUGCAGACAGUGCAUCAGCUCAUACUGGGACCAGUCUGCUCCAUCAGGACACUCCUCCUGUCCCCAGUGUGGAGAAAGAGCCAGAAGCAGCAGCUGUGGACAAAGUGUUGGUCUGCAGGAGGUUCUGCAGGAACAUAAGAUGAGUCUGAGGAGGAGAUGUGAACAUGUGACUGAAGGAAGUGAUGAAGCAGGAGGUGGAACCCUCCUCAACAGGAUCUACACUGAGCUCUACAUCACAGAGGGACACAGUGGAGAGGCUGAUGUCCAACAUGAGGUGGAGCAGCUGGAGACAGCUUCCAAGAAGAGCCUCCAUGACACUCCCAUCAGGUGCCAGGACAUCUUUAAAGCCUUACCUGAGCAGCAGAGAGCCAUCAGAGUGGUCCUGACCAACGGCGUGGCCGGCGUGGGAAAAACCUUCUCAGUGCUGAAGUUCACUCUGGACUGGGCAGAGGGCGGAGAAAACCAAGACGUCAGUGUGGUGGUGGUGCUUCCGUUCAGGGAGCUGAACUUGAUCAGAGAUGAGCAGCACAGUCUUCUCACGCUGCUCCAUGUUUUCCAUCCAACAUUACAGAAGGUGACGGCAGAGCAGCUGGCUGUCUGUAAACUUUUGUUCAUCUUUGACGGUCUGGAUGAAAGCAGACUUUCACUGGAUUUCACCAACAGGAAGGUUGUGUCUGACGUCAGCCAGAAGUCAUCGCUGGACGUUCUGCUGGUCAACCUCAUGGAGGGGAAUCUGCUUCCCUCGGCUCUGGUCUGGAUCACUUCCCGCCCUGCAGCAGCCAAUCAGAUCCCUCCUAAACAUGUGGACAGGUUAACAGAAGUACGAGGCUUCACCGACGUCCAGAAGGAGGAGUACUUCAGGAGGAGGAUCAGUGAUGAAGAGCGCUCCAGAACAAUCAUCUCCCACAUGAAGACAUCCAGGAACCUCCACAUCAUGUGUCGACUCCCAGUGUUCUGCUGGAUCACUGCUGCAGUUCUGGAGCACAUGCUGACCACAGAGCAGAGAGGACAGCUGCCCCAGACCAUGACUGAGAUGUUCUCACACUUCCUGCUGGUUCAGACACAGAGGAAGAAGAAGAAGUACCAUGAGGGACCUGAGACGAGUCCACAGGAGCUGACGGAGGCUGACAGGGAAGUUCUUCUGAAGCUGGGGAGGCUGGCCUUUGAACAUCUGGAGAAAGGAAACAUCAUGUUCUACCAAGAAGACCUGCAGCAGUGUGGUCUGGAUGUGACAGAGGCCUCUGUGUUCUCAGGAGUUUGUACCCAGAUCUUCAGGAGAGAGUGUGAGAUGUUCCAGAAACCAGUCUACUGCUUUGUUCAUCUGAGCAUUCAGGAGUUUCUGGCUGCAGUCUACAUGUUCCACUGUUACACCAACAGGAAGACUGAGGUUCUGGAGAAGUUCCUGGGAGAAGAACAGAAAGAUCUUUAUGGUGAUGAGGAGGAGGAAGAGGAGUGGGAGGAGGAAGAAGUGGAGGAGGAGGAGGAGGAGGAGGAGGACGAGUGGGAGGAGGAAGAGGAGGAUAACACAGACAUCUCAUCCCUGGAUGUUUUCCUGGACAGAGUCAUGAAGAAAUCCCUCAGAAGUAGAAAUGGUCACCUGGACCUGUUUGUUCGCUUCCUUCAUGGCCUCUGUCUGGAGUCCAACCAGAGGUUCUUAGGAGGUCUGCUGGGUCAGACAGAGAACCGUCCAGAAAUGAUCCAGAGAGUCAUCAACAACCUGAAGAAGAUGAACAGUUAUGGAAUAUCUCCAGACAGAAGCAUCAACAUCUUCCACUGUCUGAUGGAGAUGAAGGAUCUCUCAGUACAUCAGGAGAUCCAAGAGUUCCUGCAGUCAGAGAACAGAUCAGAGAAGAAACUCUCUGAGAUCCACUGCUCAGCUCUGGCCUACAUGCUGCAGAUGUCAGAAGAGGUUCUGGAUGAGUUGGACCUGGACAAGUACAGAACAUCAGAUGAGGGAAAACGGAGACUGAUUCCAGCUGUGAGGAACUGCAGAAAGGCUCGACUUUCUAAAUGCGGACUCUCAGAGAGUCACUGUGAAGUCGUGGCCUCAGCUCUGAAGUCCAACCCCUCCCAUCUGAUAGAACUGGACCUGAGUGGAAACAACCUGGAGGAUUCUGAAGUGAAGCAUCUUUGUGAUGGACUGCAGAGUCCAAACUGUAAACUGGAGACUCUCAGAUUGGAGUACUGCAGGUUGUCAGAGAUCAGCUGUGAUUCUCUGGGCUCAGCUCUGAAGUCCAACCCCUCACAUCUGGAAAAUCUGGACCUGAGCUACAACUGGACCCUGGAGGAUUCAGGAGUGAAACAUCUGAGUGGUUUUGUGGAGAGUCCAGACUGCAUCCUGAAGACUCUGAGAUUGAGGGGCUGCAGUUUGUCAGGGAUCAGCUGUGAUUCUCUGGUCUCAGCUCUGAAGUCCAACCCCUCACAUCUGGAACAUCUGGACCUGAGCAGGAACAACCUGAAGGAUUCAGGAGUGAAACAUCUGAGUGGUUUUCUGGAGAGUCCAGACUGCAUCCUGAAGACUCUGAGAUUGGUGGACUGCAGUUUGUCAGAGAUCAGCUGUGAUUCUCUGGUCUCAGCUCUGAAGUCCAACCCCUCCCAUCUGGAACAUCUGGACCUGAGCUUCAACGACCUGAAGGAUUCAGGAGUGAAACAUCUGAGUGGUUUUGUGGAGAGUCCAGACUGCAUCCUGAAGACUCUGAGAUUGGAGAGCUGCAGGUUGUCAGAGAUCAGCUGUGAUUCUCUGGUCUCAGCUCUGAAGUCCAACCCCUCACAUCUGGAACAUCUGGACCUGAGCAGGAACGACCUGAAGGAUUCAGGAGUGAAACAUCUGAGUGGUUUUGUGGAGAGUCCAGACUGCAUCCUGAAGACUCUGAGAUUGAGGGGCUGCAGGUUGUCAGAGAUCAGCUGUGAUUCUCUGGGCUCAGCUCUGAAGUCCAACCCCUCACAUCUGGAACAUCUGGACCUGAGCAGGAACAACCUGCAGGAUUCAGGAGUGAAACAUCUGAGUGGUUUUGUGGAGAGUCCGGACUGCAUCCUGAAGACUCUGAGAUUGGUGGACUGCAGUUUGUCAGAGAUCAGCUGUGAUUCUCUGGUCUCAGCUCUGAAGUCCAACCCCUCACAUCUGGAACAUCUGGACCUGAGCAGGAACAAGCUGAAGGAUUCAGGAGUGAAACAUCUGAGUGGUUUUGUGGAGAGUCCAGACUGCAUCCUGAAGACUCUGAGAUUGGAGCGCUGCGGUUUGACAGAGAUCAGCUGUGAUUCUCUGGUCUCAGCUCUGAAGUCCAACCCCUCACAUCUGGAACAUCUGGACCUGAGCAGGAACAACCUGAAGGAUUCAGGAGUGAAACAUCUGAGUGGUUUUCUGAAGAGUCCAGAUUGCAGCCUGAAGACUCUGAGAAUCAAUGGCAGAGUGUUUAAAACGUCCAGAAACAAAACCUGUGUCUCUGACGUUAAACUGGAGCCAAACACAGCCGACACAGAGCCGGACCUUUCUGAGGACGACCCAGAGCUGAUGAAGAUUCCAUCAGUCUUCACACCUGAAAUGCAAACAGAGUCUGAACAAAUCUCAUACAGGUUCAGGUGUACUGGUCCAGGUGUGUUCCAGUGUGCUGAGACUGGAGUGGUGUUUGAUAUGACUCAGGAGGCGGAGCUGAUGUACGGGAUCGUUCAAUGGGAUGAGAGUCGCCUCGAACCGACUGGCAGAGAAGCUGCAGGACCGCUGUUCAACAUCCAGUGUUCUGAGGAUGCAGUCCGUCGGCUCCACUUCCCACACUGUGAAACAAAGGAUGCCCUGCAUAUCGAUGGACUGCUGUCUGUUGCCCACUUCACUGAUGAUGGAAUGAGCAUCUUGAAGCCGCUGCAGAUCACUGACACUCAUGUGGUCGUGAAGGUCGCUCACCUCUCUCUCUUUGGUGUCGUCUGUGAUGCUGUUAAAAGGUGGCUCUCACCCACAGUAAAGGGCCAAAUAGUGCUGUUCCUCCGGCCUCCAAUCAGAGGUCCUCAGACACUUGAUGUGUUUCUGCUGCAAAAGAACGUCCCUGUAAAAGAGGUUGCUGCCCAACAAGGAGAUGCAAAAAACAUCAAGAUCUCAGCUGACUGUUUUCUCAGCUUUGGUCGGAGUUACAGUGUCCACUGUGAACAGGAGGGCUUGAAAAUACAGCCGACGCGUGCACACUUUUGUUCAGAUUUUGGACCCGAUUUCCACCCAACAUUUGAGGUUUUCUUGAUGACAAAUCCAGAUUUAGUGACUUUGAUGGUCCAAGACCAAGAGGAGACAGAAGUCUGGAAACGUGAUGUUCAUCUGAAAGAUCACAGAAGGGACACAGAGCAGAGUGUCCAACCGCAGAGAGACCAACCACAGAGAGACCAACCACAGAGUGUCCAGCCACAGAGUGUCCAGCCACAGAGUGUCCAACCACAGAGAGACCAACCACAGAGAGACCAACCACAGAGUGUCCAACCACAGAGAGACCAACCACAGGACUGGCUGUUAUCAGUUCGGACACGGUUGAUUCAGGGAUUGUCAGAUGUUCCUGUCAACCAACUCCUGGACAGACUCUAUGACCAGAAUGUUCUCAGCAGUGAAGAGAAGGAUGUCAUCAGAGCACAGAUCGGAGCAGAUAAAGCUCGGGAGCUCAUCGACCGGGUUCAUAGAAAGGGACCUGAUGCGGUUUCACUUCUGAGAACUGCUCUUAGUGAGGUCGAUCCAUUCCUUUUUAACAACCUGAACCUGACGUAAAACAGUAAAAGAACUGAGAUGAAAGAGCCGGGUUCAGCUAAAGGUUUCUUCCUGUUAAAGGGUGUUUUUCUUGCCACUGUGUCCUUAGGGCUGCUCUGGGGGUCAGGCAUUUGGGUUCUGUAAAGCGUCUUGAGACAACUUGACCUGUAAUUGGCGCUACAUAAAAAAAAUUGUAUUGAACUGAAUAGAUGGUUACCUCCUGUCAGAACUGGCCUGUGGACACUCACAUCACCUUUAAAUGACAGGCUCUGCUGUUUAAAGACUUUGACUCUGAAACUGAUUUAGUCUCUGUAAUCCAACUAAACCUGGACGGCUUCUGACAUGUUGAGCAGGUUCCACUGAGCAGGUGUGUCUGCAGGAAGUCGGUCUCUGGAUUCAGCAAAGAUGAAGAUGAGGUGGUUCAAUCAAAGAUGAGACUCAGAGUUUUUGUUUCUGCCACUAGAUGGAGACGGAUCACUGCUGCAUGAGCAGGGCUUAAAGAGUUCCGUUGCCACGACGGAAUUCCGUCAGUUGGAAAAAUUAAGAAAAAAAAUACGUAUCAUAAGCGCAUAUUGACUGGGUGCCUCUUUUUCUGGCUUGCGUGCUUUGUCAAUGAAGUUGUUUCAUUCAUUUGGUCUAAAAUGUCAUAUGCGCAAGGUUACAGGCUUUGUUGUUGUUGCACCUCGUCACAAUAAAUCUAUCCUGAUAGCAAGAGUA
This is a messenger RNA of Acanthochromis polyacanthus (spiny chromis), 8664 nucleotides long. Its product is annotated as NACHT, LRR and PYD domains-containing protein 12-like. The record is from RefSeq and is a predicted model, not a curated record. Gene Ontology annotation, molecular function: protein binding. Gene Ontology annotation, biological process: regulation of apoptotic process. Bases 3007 to 7968 code for a protein of 1653 amino acids. The transcript is spliced from 20 exons. Lineage: Eukaryota; Metazoa; Chordata; Actinopteri; Pomacentridae.